This is a messenger RNA of Clupea harengus (Atlantic herring), 2077 nucleotides long. It is a transcript of the gene etfbkmt, whose product is annotated as electron transfer flavoprotein subunit beta lysine methyltransferase. Gene Ontology annotation, cellular component: mitochondrial matrix. Gene Ontology annotation, biological process: peptidyl-lysine trimethylation. The record is from RefSeq and is a predicted model, not a curated record. Gene Ontology annotation, molecular function: protein-lysine N-methyltransferase activity. NCBI's taxonomy places the organism in Eukaryota, Metazoa, Chordata, Actinopteri, Clupeiformes, Clupeidae.
AGGAUCAGAGAUUCACCGUUUCAACCGCGAAGCCGACUGUACCUAGAAAUUAAUUUAGAUACAAUAUUUAAAGUCAUGUUAUUUCUCAAACGACAAAGGACAGCAAAAUAGUUACAAGACAAAGCCUAGAGCUUUUAAUGUAUUUCUGUCAAUUUACUGUUUACAGGCAGGGCUUUUUCAAACAGCAUCUUUUAUGUGUCUUAUUACUCAAAUCACAUUAGCUAGCUCAUUUAUUUAGUAUCGUCGAGGAUGACUACUGUGUGCAUGAUGACUAUGUUUACUGAAUAGGUCAUUUAAUUACUUUUGUUUUGGUACAGCGACUACUGGCCGGAAGUUUUGUAUCGCAGAAUCGGAUGGUGAAAUAUGUAUUAUAUUGUAAAGGACUAAAUAACAUUGCUAUUUAAACAACUAGGCCUCCUCAAUCAAGUCUGUAGCAGUCACGUCAUUUGGGGAUUUCAUUUUGUAUGUUAGUAGGUGACAUUCUAAUUAUGUUGGCUAGUUUCAGACAUUCCACAGUUGACAUUCGCAUUCUCAGAGGACUAUAUCGUUUCAUCUACACGCGGAAUUCUGACAUAAAACGAUUUGUCAUGGAAAACACCGAAAUAGUUAGCGACAAAACUUUAACCCCUGAAAUCCGUUUGAACCUGUUCACACCGAACUGCCAAUUUUGGCAUGCACGACCAGAUACAUGGCCCUUUUCGGACCCUUAUUGGGCAAUAUAUUGGCCUGGAGGGCAAGCGCUUUCAAGGUAUCUGCUAAAUAACCCUGAGGUAUCCAGAGGGAAGAAAGUGCUGGAUCUGGGUAGUGGUUGUGGGGCAUCAGCCAUUGCUGCAAAGCUCUGCAGUGCUUCUCAUGUGGUGGCCAAUGACAUAGACUCAGUUGCUGCUCUGGCUAUUCAGUUGAACUGUGAACUUAACCACCUGGAGCCAAUUCCCUGUGUGACUGACAACCUCAUUGGAUCCGAACCGGAGAGCUGGGACAUCAUCUUGCUUGGGGACAUGUUCUAUGAUGAGGAACUGGCUGACAGUUUGCAUACUUGGCUGCAGAAGUGCAUCAAAACCCAUAACACACAAGUGUACAUUGGGGACCCUGGACGUGCACAGUUUGAAAACCACAGCAUUAAAAGAGUCAUACAACAACUGGCCCAGUACACAUUACCAGAAUCAGUUAGAGAAGAGAACUAUGGACUGACGAGUAGUACUGUCUGGCUUUACAAACCUGAUGUAUAACUGCAGUAUGCUGAUUUCCUUCUCAAGCUCUGUUGAAACCAUUCAAGAUUCUAUAUUGCCAUUGUGCAAGCACCACACGAUUGCAAUUGUGUCAACAUCAAAUUGAUAUUCACAUCUUACAUUUAUUUAGUUGUAUCUAAAGUGACAGGUAAGGAAUGUAUUUGAACUGUAGAGCCUUAACUCUGUUGGUUUUAUUUAUGAAGUAAAAACCUCCUCAAAGUUAUCGUCUCUAAAACACAAUAUGACCAUCAAAUAAAGCUCCUGAUAAAGUCAUUUUUCCUACAGACAACAUUUACAUGUAAUCAUUUAGCAGACACAUGAAUCCAAAGGAAGUAUUCCUGCCAGCUGCCAUCACCCUGUACCCGGGACUCUCCUUUGUCAGGAGGGGUGUCCUCUGAUCUUCGUACAGUGUACAUUCACCUUUGCACAGUAUCAAUUACCAAUACAUUCUAUUUAUUUUUCUAUUUGAUCUACCUUGUCUACCUCAUUACUGUAAGUAACUUAUAUAUUGUAUACAAUAGUAUGCAAAGGUUGGGCAUCCCUAUGGAAAUGAUUUUGUAGAUGUCUGAAGUGAAAACCAGUAAAUAGAACACCUGCAGCAAAUAAUGAGACUUUCUUUAAAUGUUAAUAAUUUAACGGCAAUUGUGGCAUGUGCAAAAGUUUCUUACAGAUUACUUCAAGUUCUGAAAUACUUUUAGGAUGUGUGUGUGUGUGUGUACAUCAUGUUUAAGAUUUACCCACAAAUAAUCAAUAAUGCUUUUUGAGGAUUCCAAAAACAACUGCUUGCAUUUCUCAAAGAAGUUAAUGUAGUAAUUUCAAAUGAAAUAAAAAGAGGCCUCCCGAUUGAC